Messenger RNA from Sphaeramia orbicularis (orbiculate cardinalfish), 2233 nucleotides. Its product is annotated as scavenger receptor cysteine-rich domain-containing group B protein-like. Gene Ontology annotation, cellular component: membrane. The record is from RefSeq and is a predicted model, not a curated record. Bases 87 to 1436 code for a protein of 449 amino acids. The transcript is spliced from 8 exons. NCBI's taxonomy places the organism in Eukaryota, Metazoa, Chordata, Actinopteri, Kurtiformes, Apogonidae.
GACUCAUUGUCCUUGGGGUCCAUUCUACCAGACAGUUCUCUAAAUUGACUGAGGAGAGAGACCAGCUUUGCAAAACACUCAUCGAAAUGACUGGCGCACUUCACGAGCUUUGUACGGGAGAUUCAACAGUGAGGCUGGUCAACUCCUCCACCCACUGCUCCGGCAGAGUGGAGGUUUUCCACAGUGGACAGUGGGGAACGGUGUGUGAUGAUGACUGGGACCUGUCUGAUGCUGAGGUGGUGUGUCGACAGCUGGGCUGUGGCAGGGCCCUGUCGGCUCCAAGAUAUGCACAUUUUGAACAGGGUUCAGGUGUGAUUUGGUUAGAUAACGUCAUGUGCACAGGUACAGAGUCAAACCUCAUGGAGUGUCAACACCAAGGGUUUGGAAUUCAUGACUGUGGACAUCAUGAGGAUGCAGGUGUCGUCUGUGAAGGUCGUUCAACGGUGAGGCUGGUCAACUCCACCACCCGCUGCUCCGGCAGAGUGGAGGUUUUCCACAGUGGACAGUGGGGGACGGUGUGUGACAAUGACUGGGACCUGUCUGAUGCUGAGGUGGUGUGUCAACAACUGGACUGUGGCAGGGCCCGGUGGGCUCCAGGAGAUGCACAUUUUGGACAGGGUUCAGGUGUGAUUUGGUUAGAUAAUGUCCUGUGCAAUGGCACAGAGUCAAACCUCACUGAGUGUCGCUACCGAGGGUUUGGAAUUCACAACUGUGGACAUCAGGACGAUGCAGGUGUCGUGUGUGAAGGUUCAACAGUGAGGCUGGUAGGCUCCACCAGCCGCUGCUCCGGCAGAGUGGAGGUUUUCCACAGAGAGUGGUGGGGAACGGUGUGUGGCUAUGAGUGGGACCUGUCUGAUGCUGAGGUGGUGUGUCGACAGCUGGGCUGUGGCAGGGCCCUGUCGGCUCCAACAAAUGGACGGUUUGGUUAUUUUUCAAGUGUGAUUUGGUUAGAUAACGUCAUGUGCACAGGUACAGAGUCAAACCUCAUGGAGUGUGACCACCAAGGGUUUGGAAUUGACAACUGUUAUGAAGAGGAUGCAGGUGUCGUCUGUGAAGAAAGCCCAUGUGCAGCCGGAUGGCAGCUGUUCAACAGCAGCUGUUACUUCUUUUCACGUGUGACUGGAUCCUGGGAAACCGGCAGAAGAGACUGCAGAAUGAACGGAGCAGAUCUGGUGAUCGUAAACAGCACAGAAGAACAGAACUUCAUCUCACGGUUCAACAAGAACUCUUGGAUCGGUCUGAGUGACCUUGAAGAGGAAGGAACCUGGAAAUGGGUGGAUGGAUCUCCAUUAACUCAGCAGUACUGGAGUCAAGGGGAGCCGAACCAUGUCCAUGAUGAGGACUGUGUGCACAUGCAUUCCUCAACAGGCCUGUGGGCUGAUGUGAGCUGUGAUAACAGCCUGUACUGGAUCUGUGAGAAAAUGGGAAUGGAUUAGAGAUAUCGAUUACAGAACCAGAAUCGCUUCAUUCUUAUCAAAUCCCAUCCAUACAAAUAACUUCAGUGAAAUCCUUUCCUCACAUGUAGUAAAAUAAUAAAAAAAAAAAAUUGGUUAUUGUCCGAGCUAGGGUUGGGUGAAAAACGUUAUCAAUCCAAUAUCCAUAAUGAUCCCUAUAAAUGUCACAUCGCUGUGUCUUAAUGGCAAAGUUUUGGUCCUGAGUGACAAUUUAUGGAAACACAUUAUUUUUUGUAGUUUUACAUUAUUUGUCAAGAACAACAACAACACACCAUGUAAAAAUAAGACAGAAGGGACAUAAAAGGGUCAGAUAUUGCCUCUGAUGUCAUGAUUUAAUGCUAAUUUUGCUGAUUUCUGUGCAUUUUAAGAUGUUAAAAAUCAGUUAUUCCUGAUGCUAAACUCUUCUAUCAUACAAAAAAUGAGACAUGAAUAAAACUGAGCAACAGUAAAACAUUUUUGAUAUUGUAGUUAGUUUAGAAAGUGUGUACAAACUAAACCCUAAAAACAGAAGGAACUGCAUUACGAUAAUUAUAUUUAUUGCACGAUUGUAAUGAUUUGAAUGUUAUCACCUAACCCUAGUCCGAGCAUCAUCUAAAUAGGAUAACAUGUUUUUGAUUAUUAUUUCUCUUGGUUUAUUGUGUGUACUACUACAUUUGUGUAGACAUUACAUGUGGUUGUUGGGUGGUGGGAUUGACUACUACAAGUGUGUUAUACUUUUGUGACGUAAUUGGAGAUUGUGGUGGAAGGAAAUAAACAAAUAAACUGAUGUUUGGACACCA